This is a messenger RNA of Tachysurus vachellii, 7402 nucleotides long. RefSeq names its product voltage-dependent T-type calcium channel subunit alpha-1I-like. Gene Ontology annotation, molecular function: voltage-gated sodium channel activity; low voltage-gated calcium channel activity. The record is from RefSeq and is a predicted model, not a curated record. Gene Ontology annotation, cellular component: neuron projection; voltage-gated sodium channel complex; plasma membrane. Bases 63 to 6266 code for a protein of 2067 amino acids. NCBI's taxonomy places the organism in Eukaryota, Metazoa, Chordata, Actinopteri, Siluriformes, Bagridae. The transcript has 35 exons. Gene Ontology annotation, biological process: positive regulation of calcium ion-dependent exocytosis; neuronal action potential; sodium ion transmembrane transport.
GUUGAGUCCAGUGUGUUGUCCUUAAUGUCACUUCCUGUACGUGGUUCGAGCGAGUCAGCAUCAUGGUGAUCCUGUUGAACUGUGUGACUCUGGGGAUGUACCAACCGUGUGAGAACAUCGACUGCACCUCAGACCGCUGUCAAAUCCUUCAGGCGUUUGAUGCGUUUAUUUACAUCUUCUUCGCUCUGGAGAUGGUGGUGAAGAUGGUGGCUCUGGGGAUCUUCGGCCGUCGCUGUUACCUUGGCGAUACAUGGAACAGGCUGGACUUUUUCAUCGUCAUGGCAGGGAUGGUAGAAUACUCCCUUGAUCUCCAGAACAUCAACCUCUCCGCCAUCAGGACAGUGCGAGUACUCAGACCACUAAAAGCCAUCAACAGAGUUCCCAGUAUGCGGAUCCUGGUGAACCUGCUCCUGGACACUCUGCCCAUGCUCGGAAACGUGCUGCUACUCUGCUUCUUUGUCUUCUUCAUCUUUGGCAUCAUUGGUGUGCAGCUGUGGGCGGGGCUUCUGCGCAACCGCUGCUACCCUGAGGAGAACUUCACACUUCCGUCUGGAGUCACGCUCCCCACUCCCUACUACCAGCCUCAGGAGGCAGAUGAGCGACCCUUCAUCUGUUCAUUAGCUCAGGAUAACGGGAUCGUGUCAUGCUCUGACAUUCCCCAACUGAGGGAGGGAGGGACAGAGUGCUGUUUGGAUAAAGAAGAUGCUCUUCAGGCCGUUGGAUCAGAAUCAUUUUCCAACACCAGUGCAAUGGGGCUCUGCGUCAACUGGAACCAGUACUUCACCCGCUGUGAGACUGGAAACAGCAACCCCCACAAGGGUGCCAUUAAUUUCGACAACAUUGGCUACGCUUGGAUUGUCAUCUUUCAGGUUAUCACAUUGGAAGGCUGGGUGGAGAUCAUGUACUACGUGAUGGAUGCUCACUCCUUCUACAACUUCAUCUACUUCAUCCUGCUCAUCAUUAUCGGCUCGUUCUUCAUGAUUAACCUGUGCCUGGUGGUCAUCGCCACGCAGUUCUCAGAGACAAAGCAGCGAGAGCAUCAGCUGAUGCAGGAGCAACGAGCUCGCUGUCUGUCCUCCAGCACGCUGGCGUCUCUCACCGAGCCGGGGGACUGCUACGAGGAACUCUUCCAGCUGGUGUGUCACGUCCUUCGUAAGGCUCGCCGCCGCUCCGUCGCCCUGUACUACACGCUCAGAGGGAAAGCCCCGCCUCCUGGGGGAGGUCGGGGACGGAGAAGGGGAGGGGUUAAAGCUAACAGAGGCGAGAUACAACAGUGUCGCUCUACUCAGGUGUCUCACUGUCCUCACCACAGUAAAGUGGAGCACAGCGCUCAGACUCUGGAUAAUUCUGUCCCUCUAUCCGUUCCUCCGAACCCUGAAGAUUGUCCUGAGUGCACUGCCCUGUCAAUCCGGGAGGGGGCGGGGCCAGGAGAGGACUUAGCCAAUGGCGAGGAAGGUGAUGGAGCACUGGAGGAGGCAGACCGGGAGGAGAAUCACUUAGAAGAGAGAAUAGAUGAGGAGGAGGAGGAGGAGGAGGAGGAGGAUGAUGAUGAAGAAGAAGUGGAUGGUCAGAAGAAAAAGAAAAAGAAGAAGAGGCGCUCCUGCUUUUGGAAAUGUAAGGACUUAUGGGAUGAGAUGAGAGUGAAACUGUGGAGCAUCGUAGAAAGCAAAUAUUUUAACCGAGGAAUCAUGAUGGCCAUCCUCAUCAACACCAUCAGCAUGGGCAUCGAACACCACAACCAGCCCGAGGAACUCACCAACGUGCUGGAGGUCUGCAACAUCGUCUUCACCAGUAUGUUCACGUUGGAGAUGAUCCUCAAGCUCACAGCGUUUGGCUUCUUUGAGUACCUGAGGAACCCAUACAACAUCUUUGAUGGCAUCAUUGUCAUCAUCAGUGUGUGUGAGAUCAUUGGGCAGUCUGAUGGAGGUCUCUCCGUGUUGAGGACGUUCAGGUUGUUGAGGGUGAUAAAGCUGGUACGCUUCAUGCCGGCUCUGCGCAGGCAGCUUGUCGUACUAAUGAAGACCAUGGACAAUGUGGCGACCUUCUGCAUGCUCCUCAUGCUCUUCAUCUUCAUUUUUAGUAUUUUGGGAAUGCACAUAUUCGGAUGUAAGUUCAGUCUGAAGACAGAAGCUGGAGAUACGGUUCCUGAUCGGAAAAACUUUGACUCUCUGCUGUGGGCCAUCGUCACUGUGUUUCAGAUCCUGACUCAGGAGGACUGGAACAUGGUUCUGUAUAACGGCAUGGCCUCCACAUCUCCUCUCGCUGCUCUCUACUUUGUGGCGUUGAUGACGUUUGGGAACUACGUCCUGUUUAACCUGCUGGUGGCCAUCCUGGUGGAGGGAUUUCAGGCUGAGGGUGAUGCUAACAGGUCAUACUCAGAUGAUGAUCGCUCCUCCUGUAACUUUGAUGAAAAGGAGAAAGAGAAAGAUCCUCUCCAGCUGUCAGAUCCUAAAAUCUGCACUCUGACCCCUAACGGUCAUCUGGACCUGGCGCCGAUGCCCAACGCUCUGGGAGUUUACCCUGCUGAGCGGCUAAGCUUUGCUUUGGGCUCCAGAAAGAACAGUGUGAGUUCCCUCGGGAGAACUGGUCUGGAGCAGAGAUCUCUGUGUCCAAGUGGAGGAUCUCUGUACAGUUGGACUCGUCCGGUUCCUCAGGGUUUCUCAUGGAGCCGCAGGUCGAGCUGGAACAGCGUGGGGCGGACGAGCAGGAGUGUGGGGGUGGGCACGGGGGGCAGUCUGAGGGUGCGAGGCCCUCACUCAUACCAGGCUGAACAUGAAUCCCUCCUCCUCUCUCCCCCUCCUCUACACCCUCAUCAUCCUCAUCAUCCUCCUCCUCCGCUCUUCUCCAGACACUUCGUCCCCCGUAGGGAUCGCCGUGCUCUCUCUCUGGAGCUCCCUGAGCUUCUCCAGGUCCCUGGAGCUCCGCUCACCUCUCUGCACUCACAUCAGCGCAAGAAAAGUUUCUCAGGAGGACCAUCAGGUGCGCAGGAGCAUCAGGACUGCAACGGCAAGACGCCGGCAGCACAGCAGCAGAUCCUCAGUGAAGUUUAUCCACAAGUCAACACUCGCAAAGACCGAGAGGACCUGGAGGAUGAGAUCGACUACAGUUUAUGCUUCAGGAUCCAGAAGAUGAUUGAAGUUUAUCGUCCUGAUUGGUGUGAGACGAGAGAAGACUGGAGCAUUUUCCUCUUCUCACCUCAGAACAAGUUCAGGUUGAUGUGUCAGUCCAUAAUCGCCCAUAAGCUGUUUGACUACGUGGUGUUAGCCUUCAUCUUCUCCAACUGCAUCACUGUGGCUCUGGAGAGACCCAAAAUCCUCCAGGGCAGUUUGGAGAGGCUUUUCCUCACCAUCUCUAAUUACAUCUUCACUGCGAUCUUCGUGGGUGAAAUGACUCUGAAGGUGGUGUCGAUGGGGUUGUACCUGGGUGAUCAUGCGUACCUGCGCAGCAGUUGGAACAUCCUUGAUGGUUUCUUGGUCUUUGUCUCGUUGAUUGACAUUGUGGUGUCAAUGGCGGGUGGAGCUAAGAUCCUGGGGGUUCUCAGGGUUCUCAGGCUCCUGCGCACGCUGCGCCCCCUCAGGGUUAUCAGUCGAGCUCCAGGCCUGAAGCUUGUGGUGGAGACUCUGAUAACGUCUCUGAAGCCCAUCGGGAACAUCGUUCUUAUCUGCUGUGCUUUUUUCAUCAUCUUUGGUAUCCUUGGAGUGCAGCUUUUUAAAGGAAAGUUCUUCCACUGCCUCGGUCUGGACGUCAGAAACAUCACCAACAAGUCUGACUGCCUGCUGGCCAAUUACAAGUGGGUUCAUCACAAGUACAACUUUGACAAUCUGGGACAGGCUCUCAUGUCCCUGUUUGUCCUCGCUUCCAAGGACGGUUGGGUGAACAUCAUGUAUCAUGGUCUGGAUGCUGUGGCUGUGGACCAGCAGCCCAUCAUCAACAACAACCCCUGGAUGCUGCUGUACUUCAUCUCCUUCCUCCUCAUCGUCAGUUUCUUCGUGCUCAACAUGUUCGUGGGCGUGGUGGUGGAGAACUUCCACAAGUGCCGACAACACCAGGAGGUGGAGGAGGCCAAGCGGAGGGAGGAGAAGCGACUCCGGCGCAUGGAGAAGAAGAGACGGAAAGCCCAGAAGUUGCCGUAUUACGCCAGUUACAGUCACGUCCGUCUGAUGAUCCACAACCUGUGCACUAAUCACUACCUGGACCUCUUCAUCACCUUCAUCAUCUGUGUGAACGUGGUGACCAUGUCUCUGGAGCACUACAGUCAGCCUCAUUCUCUGGAGAUCACUCUCAAGUACUGUAAUUAUUUCUUCACCAGCACCUUUGUGCUCGAGGCCAUGCUGAAGCUCAUCGCAUUCGGUUUCAGACGUUUCUUCAAAGACAGGUGGAAUCAGUUGGAUCUGGCUAUAGUUUUGCUCUCAGUGAUGGGCAUUACACUGGAGGAGAUUGAGAUCAGCGCCGCUUUACCUAUCAACCCCACCAUCAUACGUAUCAUGAGGGUUCUGCGCAUCGCCCGCGUGCUGAAGCUGUUAAAGAUGGCGACGGGUAUGAGAGCUCUGCUUGACACAGUGGUACAGGCUCUACCUCAGGUGGGAAACCUCGGUCUCCUCUUCAUGCUGCUCUUCUUCAUCUACGCUGCGUUAGGAGUGGAACUGUUCGGAGAACUCGUGUGUAACGAAGAUUAUCCAUGUGAGGGGAUGAGUCGACACGCCACCUUCGAGAACUUUGGCAUGGCGUUCCUCACACUCUUCCAAGUGUCCACUGGUGAUAACUGGAAUGGAAUCAUGAAGGACACACUGCGCGAGUGCCCCCCAGGCGAGUAUAACUGUAACCCGAGCCUUCAGUUCAUCUCUCCGCUCUAUUUUGUGAGCUUCGUGUUGACGGCGCAGUUCGUCCUCAUCAAUGUGGUGGUGGCCGUGUUAAUGAAACACCUUGACGACUCCAACAAGGAAGCACAGGAGGAGGCCGAGAUGGACGCUGAGAUAGAACUGGAGCUGGCACACGGUGCCCUCUGCUGCAUGGGAGGUCUAGCUGCAGGAGUAGGAGGAGGAGUUGGAGGAGAAAUGAGAGGAGGAGAAGGAGAGAAGCAGGGAGGUGGAGGAAGUGGCGGAGGCUCUGAAUCUGCACCACAUUCACCAGGAGAACAUAAAACUAACAGCUCCAACAAACUGUACUCACCUGUACAGGAGAACAUCUGGUUGGACAGUGUGUCUCUGCUCAUUAAAGACACGUUUGAUGGAGAGAUGUUACUGAUAGACAAGCUCUCAGGCUCCGUCUUCCAUCACUACUCGUCUCCAUCAUCAUGUAAAGACUACAAGAGUCACCCGGAGGAGCAGAUCCACAUGGCCGAGCUGGAGCGAGUGUCUCUGAGAUCAGAGAGAGGUUCAGACCCAUCGUCCUCCCCGGCGCGCCCAGACGACCUCGUCCAGGACGAACAGAACGUUUAUCAGAUGGAGAAAAGCUUGGAGGAGGCAGCAGGGGGUGAAGAAGCAGCGAGAGCCGAGGGCGGAGGUCACAGAUGGCUCCGGAAGACAUACACACCAAACCGCCAUAGCAUCGGUGGGUCUCUGUGUAGCAGCAGUUUUAGAAGAAAUGAUAAUGGUACUAGAAGUGAUUCCUCCGCUGUCUUCCAUCUUCCUGCUGAGUUUUUCCAUCCAGCAGCAGCAGCUUUACCGGUACCCCCGAGGACUCGCCUGGGUCACAAGCACAGAGGCCUGAGGCUGAGCUCUCCAGCAUCCUGGGCUUCCCUUCGCUCACCUGGGGCUAACACUGAACUUCUCACAGCACAGUACGCAUCUCACAGCGACUCGUCCUUGGCCACAGGCAGCUCAGAGGGAAGUCUGCAGACCACUAUGGAGGAAGGGCUUAGCUUCAGUGUCUCAUCUUCACAGGAACCCAACAGAGGUCUUUCUACAGAGACGCUGAGACCAGCCUUUGACCUCCAUGCUAACAGAGUGGGCCAAAGCAGCUGCCAGGGUUCUUUACAUAGUUCCAACAAGGCCUGCAACAGUGAACAGUUUUCAGAAACACUGAGCAGCCUUUCUUUAACAUCACUGCUCUCGCCGAGCUCUCUGGUGCCCCAACUGGUUAAUAAGAGCAACAGCACUGGAAGUUUGGCUCAGGGGAAAGGGGGAAAGGACAGCAAAGGGGAAAAGGAAGGAUCAGAGGGAAUGCAACUGAUUAGUCUCCGGGGGACAGGAAAAGAAAAGGAAGAAGCGUCGGAAGGUGAAAUUACGAGUCAACAAAGAGAGGCAGGCUUGAGGAAAAACAGAUGAAACCCUCUUUUUUCAUUACACUUUACGUGGUUUGCGACUUUUCCUCUCCGUAUUUUUGUUGCAUUUUUCUGCUCGGAGAUGUUCAAAGUUGGACACGUGAUGUUCCUUGUGAGGAACAAAAUAAGAACAAAUCCUGAUCUAGCACUGUCUCUCUUUUCAUCCGUGGCCUGGUCCUGUUUUCUAUUUUGCUCAAGAGAGAGGGACGUAGAGGAGCUGGAUCCACUCCGACAUGCACCUCUUACCCUACAGAGCAACAGAAGCAGGGGACAAUACAAACAACCACCAAAUACUAAAUCCUGAUGGUUGAGGAAGCUCAAAUCAGGAUGUCCAAAUGCAAGCGCAGUAGGAUGUAGCGGUUUCGUUUAUGUUUUGGUAAAUUAAAUGAGUUAAAAUGGAAAAUAUUCAUUGAUAAAAAAAAUCGGUAGCAACCUUGAAAGGCUACAAAGCUAUAGCAAGGAACUUUUGCAUUUUAUGGAAAGGGCAUGCGGCUGGGAAGAAAGAUUUUGAGAGGGCUGAAAAAAAAAAUCAAAGCUAUAUUUAGCAGCAUCGUGCGCACAAAGUAAAUGCUUGCAUGCGUCUGCGUGUGUGCGCAUAUUCGUGUGUAUGCGUAUGUGCGAUUGAAGCUCACUGAAUUCGGCGUUGUGCAGAAUGCAAUAAGGGGCCAAGAUCAGAGACUUGUUUCAAGGACAUUAAGAUGGAAAUGUAUUUGCUGUCUAUGAAAAGGAGCAAAAAAAGAAAAAUUGUAAAAAAAAAAAAAAUAUUUUGCAUGACGGCAUCUCUUCACAGACAACUUGAAAUUUUAAAACACACAGAUCCGUAUGACGAUGUCAAUGCCGGACGAUAGCAGUGUGAUUUUUACUGAGGUAUUUUUUUAUAAACAGGUCGGCAGUAAUGGAAACGAGGGAAGUACAUGUGUUAUUGUUGCCUUGUCCUCAGCCCAGUCCUACUGUUUCUCUGUCCGAUUUUAAACCGUCUCCUGCAAGUGACUUCCGAUUUUGUAUCUUCGGUAUCGGGAGGGGAUUUUGUAAGUGGGACGAAAAAAAAAGAAGACGAAGAAGAAAAAGAAGUGAUGCUUGGAAUUUCUGACAACAAAACAAGAAGCGAAGAAGGACUAAGCAGCCCUUGCAUCACACAAG